GCCGUAGAACAUCUUCACGGGAGCACUGCAUACAGGGACGUCGAGUAAAUUUCACAGUGGACCAAAUAACUCCAGUGGCCAGGUCCAGGUCAUCCUAUCAUUCUGCGGAGUAUGUUCUGCGGAGUAUGCCGCCCCUUACAUUCUAAGAACAUCCAAGCUCUUGGCCAAUCCUGCCAGGCAGCCUAUCUCUAUCAUUUCGAUUCCGCGUGCAUGGCGACGAAACCGCCAAAGGCGUUCGCUGAAAUCGUGCUGUAUAUCCUGGCAGUUGUGAACAUCGUCUGCACGAUCCUACUUGUGCGUAGGCUUCAAUUUCCUGGUUUUUCGCAAGAUGCAGCCAAUGUUUCCUACACAUAUAUCGGCGAGGACUACCCUGUGGAAUACCCUCUGGGUCAGCUUCCCAAAGUCGACAUGACCCUACAGGAAUCCAUGCAUUACGCCCUCGAUGCGAAUGACUCGCUAUCGCAUGAAGAGUGGAGGAGCGUCAUGCUCCGGCCGGAAGGCGCGGGUCGAGUGAGACUCGGUCCGCAACAUCGCCUCUUCGUGAUGACAUUCUAUCACCAGCUGCACUGCCUCUACCAUAUCCACCGGGGCCUCGUAGGCUUGACAGACCCGGUCGGACCCCAUCUCCAUCAUUGCCUGAACUAUCUUCGGCAGACGUUCCUCUGCGUCGCGUCGGAUGCGUUGGAAGAGGGCGAUUUUAUGGAGCGCGAUUACGCGAAGAAUAGGGUUGGAGAUGAAACGAUCUGUGAGGAUUGGGAGAUGAUGUAUGAUGCGCUUGAUCGAAACAAUGCAGAAUGGAUGGAGUGGGCUGCCCAGUGGGAUCGAUAGAACUAAUUCGUAUUGACG
Messenger RNA from Laetiporus sulphureus 93-53, 846 nucleotides. RefSeq lists its product as uncharacterized. The record is from RefSeq and is a predicted model, not a curated record. Bases 211 to 828 code for a protein of 205 amino acids. The transcript has 2 exons. Gene Ontology annotation, biological process: mycotoxin biosynthetic process. Lineage: Eukaryota; Fungi; Basidiomycota; Agaricomycetes; Polyporales; Laetiporaceae.